GUGGUUUACGGUAAGGCCUUGAAAAAAAAGGAAAUUUCAGAGCGCGCUGGCUCCACACACACGGUCUGAAGACCUACGCGUACAGGAGAUGCUCGUAGGCUGUUAGGUGGGUUGUAGUGUUGGGCUUUAUCUGCCCCUGAGCAUGUUCACACACGUCCCAAUUGGCGGGCUGUGAGACUCCGGGGUGAAGGGUCGAGUCUGUGGCUGCUUCUCUCUCUGCUCUGCUCGAAGACGGCAGGCAAGCUGUAGUUUCGCAAGAGGACAGAUUGAGAUUUUUUCUACUGCGAACUGGACUGUCGUCUAUCCGGUUAAGCUGCACGAGCUGUUUGUGGGGGGAAUUUGCAUUAUUUCCGGCGGCGUUUCUGUCAUUUUUCACACAUGCUCGACAGCACAGACCUUACCGUAGCAUAAUCUUAAAGUAGCUAGCUAGCAGUGGGCGCAUCGUUUUUUUCGUAGCCGCACGGCUUUGAAGGGGGCCAGUAACUGAAGAAAAAUCACCACGCUCGGAUAAAAUGACCAUGUCGGUCCCAGAGAGGAUAUCGGAGUCCGGAGGAAAAGAGGAGGAGAGCGAGGACGAGAGCGAGAUCCUGGAGGAGAGCCCGUGUGGCCGCUGGCAGAAGCGAAAGGAGCAGGUGAGUCAGGGAAAUGUGCCUGGCAUCGAGAGUGCUUCGCUGGCUAUGGACACAGAGGAGGGGGUGGAGGUGGUGUGGAAUGAGGUUCAGUUCUCUGACAAGAAGGUGUUCAAGGCCCAUGAGGACAGAAUCAGGGAAAUGUUUGAGAACCUGAUGCAGGUGGAGCACCCGAACAUUGUCAAGUUUCACAAAUACUGGCUGGACACAAAGGAGAGCCGAGCCAGGGUUAUUUUUAUCACUGAGUACAUGUCGUCUGGAAGUCUUAAGCAGUUUUUGAAGAAAACCAAGAAAAACCACAAGACAAUGAAUGUGAAGGCAUGGAAGCGCUGGUGCACACAGAUCUUGUCUGCCCUCAGUUACCUGCAUUCUUGUGAUCCGCCCAUAAUCCAUGGAAACCUGACCUGCGACACCAUCUUCAUCCAGCACAACGGCCUCAUCAAGAUCGGCUCAGUGUGGCACAGGCUUUUCGUCAAUGUGUUCCCAGAGGCCAUUCAUGGGAAUGUGCACCAGCAUCGCGACGAGCUGCGGAAUCAGCACUUUUUUGCUCCAGAGUAUGGCCUUGCCGAGGAUGACUACUCUAUCGAUAUAUAUUCCUUUGGCAUCUGUGCCUUGGAGCGUAUGUGUGAAAACAGAGCGCUGCCCUGGAAACAGAGCUUGACACAGCAUCCGCAAGAUGCUAAACCUUUACUCUUUUGUCCCUGUGGAUGUACCCAGGAGUUUACUCAGUUAUGUGUGCGCACAGACGCUAAGCUGAGGCCUACAGCUCAUGACCUGCUAUUUCACAGAGUGCUGUUUGAGGUCCACUCCUUAAAACUGCUUGCUGCCCACUGCUUCAUCAGUAACCAGUAUCUCCUUCCAGAGAACUGUGUGGAGGAGAAGACCAAGUCUAUUGAUCCAAACGGUGUCAUGGCAGAGAUCAAUCACAGUGAUCGACCAGGAAUCCAGCUAAAGUACUCGCAUGUCUCUCCACUGGAGUUGGACAAGUUCCUGGAGGAUGUUAAGAAUGGAAUCUAUCCCCUGAUGAACUUCGCCUCGCAGAGGCCGCAUCCUAUUCCACGUGCACUAUCCCUGUCCCAGGAGCACAUGGAGACGGUGAAGACUCCAACCCCAGAGCCACAGGAGACUGAGACCAGGAAAGUUGUCCAGAUGCACUGCAAUCUGGAGGCUAAUGAGGAGGGAACCAGGAGUCAUCUGUCUCUUUUUUUGAAGAUGGAUGACAAACUUCAUCGCCAGCUUAGCUGUGAUGUUCUGCCAACCGACCGUCCCAGAGACCUGGCCAGUGAGCUGGUGCACCAUGCGUUUAUUAGCGAGGAAGACUGUGAGAAGCUGACAUGCUUUUUGGAAGAUGCCCUGGGGAAGCACUGGGGUGGAGCUUCUGCUUCUUCUGCUGCCAUGGUGAUGAUGCAUUGAGCCCCAUCGGAAUGCUAUUGUGGAGCAGAUGAAUUGGCCUGAGCUGGUCUAACUGAGGAAGAGUGCGAAACACGGAGAGAAAAGAAGGAGCUGAAGAGGGACAGAAAGAGCAACUUAUUGGCAGAGGGGUGAAAAUGUCUUGGCAAAUGUGGCAAAGUUGGAAAUAUCCAUCCAAACACCAUGGUACCAAGGCUCCAAAGAGCUUAUGUUGUAUGUCGUUUUUGUGGGAGAUCUGGCCAGUACCAUCAUCCCACAAAACAGCAGACACGUGAUUCAGUUAGAGGUGGAGAUCCCUCCAUUUAUUCUUCAUGUUUGAUGGAUUUUUGUGGACAUUCUCAGUGCCGUCCUACCUUUUGGCAAUAUCCAUCCUCCAUCCAAGAAGCUUCUGUGCCACAUAAAGAGUCUUAUAGGAGCAAAAACCUUGGAAAAACUGAAAAAGGAGGGUAGUGGUCCAAAAUAGUUGCUUCUCAUGGGACUGCCAGCCCAUGUGUUGUCUUAAAUUGUCUAUGUAUUUUAAGCAGACCUGCAGUAAAUGUAUAUUUAUUGUUUUUAACUAUUAAACAUUACUAAAGUGUAACUCUUUAAUGGCUCCCAAUGAGAGAAAUCUUUCCAAAUGUUUAACAUUUCUACGUAAAAUGAAUGAAAAUUAUAGAAUUAGCAAUCUCAUUAUGUUCAAAAUUGACAAUGAGCUGAAGAAUGUACAGUACUGUAGCAGAGUACCCUUGGCGCUUGUUAUACCUACAUUACUACUCCCCAUGUGAAACCUUAAACCGAAAACACUUGCCAUCUGUUCUGACUGGUUCUUACAAAGCACCAAGUGCCUACGUGAGAAAUGAAUGUGUCAAACGUACUCAGUAUGGUAUCCUCCUGUAUAUCGCCAUUAUUCAAGAUGCUUGAGUCAUACAAACUUGUGGUUCAUUUUGCAUACAUUUGUAAACAGUGGCAAUAAUGGUAAUACCUUAGAUUUGUCGGGUCUAAGGAGUGUGAUUAUUAUAUGUGUGAAUGUACCUCUGUGAGAGAGAGAGUGGUGUUUUGCAGUAAAGUGUAAUAGCAUUAGGAGCACCAGCCUCUUUUAGGUAACCAAUGAAGCUGUACAGCAAAUGAACGCUUCAAAUGCAGUCAAAGCAUUUUGAGCAAGUAGCGGCUACCGCACACUACCAAACAUGAUCAAAAUUGCACCUUUUGAAGACACACUUUGUCUUCCAGCCCAUGGUGCACCAAACUUAUCUGCACUUUAUAAUCGCAAAUGCACCCUCUCAACUGAUUGACAGAAAUGACACAAGAUGUGAAUCAACUAAACACUGAUACUAAAACAGUGUGUUUACAUUUGUGGUAUGUAUCAGCAGAACAUGGUAGUGUUGCAUUUUAAUUUGGGUUUGAUUAGCAUUCACACUAAUUUAUGCAACACUUGGUUUUGCUCCCAUUUUGCAGCAUUUUGAUUAAAAAAAUCCAGGAUCUUUUUCCUAGAAAUGUGUCGCACUGCUACAGACAAGUGUUGGUCACAUCAAAUACAAAAGCGGGGAUUCUGUUUCUUGACCCACACUGUUUUGAAGGAUUUCAAUAAAAUCUUUUGUGAUAUGAAAACAGCACUCUUUCUUGAUAUAAAAACCAUUAACCUUCAGCUCUAAUGCUAAGCAAACCCAAACUAAAAUGCAGCAAUGUAUUAUUUUCUGCUUUGGCCUGGCCAAUGGAAACCAAAUUACGAAUGUAAAUGCACCCUGAGACAUUGGAUGAUUAGGUCCUUUAUGUAAGGGUCUAAUUGGAACCCCUCCAUCUAGUUAAAAAGGGCUGUUCUUUGAGCUUUUACAUCAUUCAGCAGUAUUUGAAGUCUUUUAUGUUCCAUCCAGGGGUGUUUACAUGCACAUAACAUAUAGAAACUGAACUGUGUCAAUGCCAAAAGAGCUUCUCUCUUUAUCCUCAAAGACACUCGAUGCAAUGAUGGCAGCUGGGGUUGGGGUAGCUACAUGGAAGAGAAGAUGCUACAUUGCCUCUAGAAAAAACCCUGCCCUGACCCUUGGUUUGGUACUUUUAUCUUGUGUUUGUAAAUCAGUAUUCAUUCUGUAAUUAAUCUGUCAUGCCGUUCAUGCCGACACUACCCCAGUUUAAAGGCCCAAUUGGGAAUUCAACUGGCAGACCAGUUUUAGUACUCCAACAGUUCAAAAGUACAUAUGCUCUUGGUUUGAAACAAGGGUGUUAAACUGUGGCUGGUCAUAGCUAUGCUUCAGCAAAUCCGGAUUGGGGCUUUUAAGAUGUUUCAAUACUAAUGCUGUAAUUAUCAGUGGCUUUGGCUCUUGAACACUUCCAGUAUCUCAAUAAAACUGUGCUUGCAUGUGAGAACCUGAA
Colossoma macropomum (tambaqui) is the source of this 4385-nucleotide messenger RNA. RefSeq names its product nuclear receptor binding protein 2a (gene nrbp2a). NCBI's taxonomy places the organism in Eukaryota, Metazoa, Chordata, Actinopteri, Characiformes, Serrasalmidae. Gene Ontology annotation, cellular component: cytoplasm; endomembrane system. Gene Ontology annotation, biological process: endoplasmic reticulum to Golgi vesicle-mediated transport; protein phosphorylation; intracellular signal transduction. Gene Ontology annotation, molecular function: protein serine/threonine kinase activity; ATP binding. The record is from RefSeq and is a predicted model, not a curated record. Bases 513 to 2042 code for a protein of 509 amino acids. The transcript is spliced from 18 exons.